GCGAGCGAGAGCAGGUUGUUGGAGUGUGUUGGGCUCUCAGAGCGGCGCGUGUGUUUGCUGAGGGAGGGACGGAUCAGAGACGGAGAGAUCAGAGAGUGUGUUUGUGCUGGAUGCUGGUCGUCGUGGCGAUGGGAGUAACGACCCAGAGUGCAGCUGGAUGCUGAUGAGUGACAUCAGUGGAUUUUGCGUAUGUGGCCCGUGACAAGAACACGCGUGUGUUGAAAUGCCACGUGUUUCAAUGUGACAGUCCCGCGGAAAGCGUCGCCAGCAGCCUGAAGCAGAUCUGCUCGAAGAUUAUGGCUGAACGCAGGAGCGUCGGUCCCGUCGCAGGCUCCUCGUCUCAGUUCAGCUCUGAUGUUCCUCUGAGAGUAGAGUUUCCAACACCAAAGACUGACCUACAACACAGUUUCCAUGCGUUUUACCUGGGAAUGACGUCAGUACUGCGACCUAUAGGAAUGGACAUGAUAAAUGGAGCGAUAGACAGUCUGAUGUCCACCGCAGGGAAAGAGGACUGGACCCCUGUCCUGCUCAACGUCGCUGACGCCACAAUUACUGUCAUCAAAGAAAAGGAAGAGGAGGAGCAAGUCAUAGUGGAGUGUUGCGUGCGCUUCCUGUCUUUCAUGGGUGUGGGGCGUGAUGUCCAUACGUUUGCGUUCAUCAUGGACACGGGAAACCAGCACUUCCAGUGUCACGUGUUCUGGUGCGAACCCAACGCGGGAAGCGUGUCGGAGGCUGUGCAGUCAGCCUGUGUGUUGCGGUAUCAGAAGUGUCUGGGGAAGACCGGCUCCUUGACUCCGCCCCCUACCGACUCCGUCACCCGCCGCGUAACGUCCAGCGUCAAGCGCGGCGUCCAAUCAAUUAUAGACACUCUGAAAAAGAAGCCCGCCCCCGAGGUUCCCCACCAAUGACGGAACAGAGCGGCUGUGACGGACAGCAGGGGUGGUGUGUGUGUGUGUGUAUUUACUGAUGCAAACGAGAAGAGAAACACAGGCCAACAUAACAAAAAAAGACAAGCGAGAUGAAUGAGGAUGUCGGCGCUGAAUGAAGCAUGCGUCUGCCUUACACUAACACAUUCUCACUCAAGUAUUUCGAGGGCGUCAGUGUUCAUGUCGCACUGAUCUCGUCACGCUCAGAUCAAUGCAAGUCUUCACACGCAUGGCCUUGAUUCAAGCCACAGUGCGUUUCAUUUCAAACCACCCGCUCAUUCACACACUCUGGAAAUUGGGUCCUUUAUAAAUUUUUCUUUCCCCAAGAAAUUUAGAGUGAAUUUAUCAUCAUCAUCAUAUCACGAUGUUCAGUGGGAAUAUUGUAAUACAUCAGAGUUUGUCUGUAACAUCUGCUCAGUCGCAUUCUGUAAUGAAGAGCGGAAUGGGGAUUUUUUGAUCACACAAACAUACUCCUUUAGUUAAACACCAAGGCCUGAAAGAGUCCCUGCGCAAGUACGCAAACAGCGACGCAUAUCUGACCCGGGACCACAAAACCAGUCUUAAGGGUCAAUUUU
Molecule: messenger RNA, 1501 nt
Organism: Sinocyclocheilus anshuiensis
Lineage: Eukaryota; Metazoa; Chordata; Actinopteri; Cypriniformes; Cyprinidae
Product: amyloid beta A4 precursor protein-binding family B member 2-like
Exons: 7
Coding region: 297-908 (203 amino acids)
Biological process (GO): regulation of DNA-templated transcription
Cellular component (GO): cytoplasm; nucleus
Molecular function (GO): amyloid-beta binding; transcription factor binding
Source: RefSeq, a predicted model, not a curated record